AUGAACAGUACCACUAUUGAUGGCGAUAAACUUAAGGCUUUCACAGUAUUACUGAUGGAUACAUUAUGGGAACCCAUCAAUAACUCAAUUGCGUGUUUCCCGUCGCUCCGGGGGACAGAAACACCAGUCUUUCAAGUUUAUCAAAAUGAUGGUACAUCAGAUUUACCACAAAAUGCCGAAACGGCCGUUUUUACUGAACAUGGACAAUCGAGUUCUAACACCAUUUCCCUGCAUGACAGGAAUAUUGGACCUUACGAUGAUGCCAUCCAGAGGGGAUCGUCCAACGAGAUUUUUCAUCAAACUCAUGGCAAUUAUGUACCAUUGUGGAAUCAUUCGCAAAGGAUCUGGGACGCUUUGGAAUCGAAUGGCGGCAUACCUCCCACCUCUGGGCUGUCGCAGACAGCUGAUGGGGAGUGGGAGAUGCAUGUCGGACCGAAUGCCAGUGUGGUGAAUGAGCAUAUUCUAGCUCCAAUGGUUGGGCUGUCAGAAACAGCUACUGAGGAAUGGGAGAUGCAUGUUGGACCAAACGCCAGCGUGGUGAAUGAGCAAUUCUUAGCUCCAAUGGCUGGGCUAUCACAUACAGCUGUUGAGGAGUGGGAGAUGCAUGUUGGGCCGAAUGCCAGCGUGGUAAAUGAGCAACUCUUAGCUCCAACAGCUGGCUUACCAGGUGAAGGGUGGAAUGGAUUGGACGUUUAUAGACCAGUGUCCGUGUAUGAGUUUAAUGAUUCAACUCGCAGAUUUAGUGUUCCCGCUGUUUAA
Molecule: messenger RNA, 759 nt
Organism: Penicillium waksmanii
Lineage: Eukaryota; Fungi; Ascomycota; Eurotiomycetes; Eurotiales; Aspergillaceae
Exons: 1
Coding region: 1-759 (252 amino acids)
Source: RefSeq, a predicted model, not a curated record